Molecule: messenger RNA, 4002 nt
Organism: Rotaria sordida
Lineage: Eukaryota; Metazoa; Rotifera; Eurotatoria; Philodinida; Philodinidae
Source: the annotation of a GenBank genome assembly
AUGUCAUCACCUGCAGACGAGUCGUGCCCAGUGUUACAAGCUAAUAUUUUCUCUCAAUUGUUUUACACUUGGAUAUCUCCUUUAUUAAGAAAAAGUCAUAAACAAGGUGUAUUAGAAUUGAAUGAUCUUUAUGCUCUACCACCUUAUCUUAAAUCAACUGAUCUUACUGAUAAACUUGAAACAAAUUGGUUUGAUGAAGUAAAACGAUGUCCGAAAAAUCCAAGUCUAAUUCGAGUUACAUUACGUACUUUUGGAUGGAAACCAAUUCUUCGUGGUGUUUUAGCAUUGUUACAUGGAAUGGCUCAGAUUACUGUAUCAUUAUUAUUUACAUUUCUCAUGGGUUUUUUUGAACCAUGUUCUUCAAUGCCUGCUUGGCAUGCUUGGCUUCUAGCUAUAGCAAUAAUAUUAAUUCCAUUAUGUGCCAGUCUUACUAUUCAUCGACAUUUUUAUCGAACUGACAUAUAUGCUCUACAAAUAUCUGCAGCUUAUGCAGGUUUAAUUUAUCGUAAAGUACUACGUUUAUCAAGUCAUUCAAUAAAUACUAUCACAUCUGGUGAAAUUACUAAUUUAUUAUCUAAUGAUUGUAACACAGUUCAAUUAAUGCUUUUUUUUAUCAAUUAUUUGUGGGUUGCUCCUUUGCAAACCAUUUUCAUUACCAUCGUAUUUUGGCAUUUUAUUAAAUAUAUUGCUUUUAUUGCUAUAGCAUAUUCAGUUUUUCUUCUUCUUGUUCAACCAUUAUACACCCGUAUUUUUACUCAUUUACGUACGAAAAUUCUCCGAGUCACUGAUGAACGUAUAAAAAUAAUGUCUGAAAUAAUCCAAUCAAUGCGUAUUGUAAAAAUGUAUUGUUGGGAAACAGCAUUUAAUAAAAGAAUUUGUCAUCUUAGAAAACGAGAAAUACUUCAAUAUACUUUAUAUUCUUUAGUUGAUUGUAUUCAAAUUUUACUUUCAAAUAAUUCUACUAAUAUAUCUUUACUCAUCACAUUUGGAACAAUGUGGUUACUUAAUAUACAAUUUGAUACACGUUUCUUUGUCAUUGCUUGUUGUAUAUUAAAUUUUAUGAGAAUAUAUGUAAUUGAAUAUUUUUCUUUGGGUAUUCGAUUUCUUGCUAAUUAUUUAGCUGCUCGAAAAAGAAUUGAAUCAUUUCUAUCACUUGAUGAAUAUGGACAAAAUAAUCGAUUGUUAUCAUCAUCGAAUGAGAGAGAAACAGUUAAUAAUGAUAACAUUGAGAAAAAUAUACAAGUGAUAUGUAAUUUAAAACAAGCACAAUGGCAAAAAAAUGGAUUAUUUGUGUUAAAAAAUAUUAUUUUCGAUGCUCAUCCAGGUGAUUUAAUAUGUAUUAUUGGACCAGUUGGAUCAGGCAAAAGUUCACUUUUACAAACAUUAACUGAUGAAAUUACUUAUUUCGAUGGUGAAAUUCAAUUGGAUGGAUCAUAUUGUUAUGUACCACAAGAAGCAUGGAUCUUUUCAUCGACAAUUAAAAAUAAUAUUCUUUUUGGUAAAGAAUACAAUCAUUAUUUAUUCCAACGUGCUGUACGUGCUACUGCACUUGACACUGAUUUUAAACAGUUAUCUAAUGGUGCUAAUACUCUUGUUGGUGAUCAUGGUGUGAUGUUAUCUGGAGGUCAAAAAGCACGAGUGAAUAUGGCACGAGCACUUUAUCAUAAUGCUGAUAUUUAUCUACUAGAUGAUCCUCUUUCUGCUCUUGAUGUUAAAGUUGCCAAACAUCUUUUUGAAAGAGCAAUCAAACGUUAUCUUCGUGAUAAAGUUUGUAUAUUAGUCACUCAUCAAAUACAAUUUUUACAAGAGGCAACAAAAAUUAUUGUUCUUCAUAAUGGUGAAAUGAUUCAAAUUGGUACAUAUAGUGAAUUAAUUUCUUCUUCAACUUCAUUUUCUUAUUUACUCGAUGAUAGUCAUCAACAAAGACUAGGAAUUUCAAAACAUAUUCAAAAACAACAAUCAACAAUCAGUACAAUAUAUUCAGAAAAAGGAGAUGAUGAUGAAGAAGAAUUAAUGACAAAUAUUGAUACAAAACAAGAAGGAUCUGUUAAAUGGAAUGUUUAUAGUUCAUAUAUAAGAGCUGGUCUUGGUUGUAUUUUUGGUUUUUUCUUUAUUUUACUCAUUUUAGUUGCACAUCAAGCUAUCCUUUUAUAUAGUAGUUGGUGGUUAGCAACAUGGAGUGAUGAUGAAAGUCGUCGAUAUAAAACUUUUAAUCAAUGUACAUCAAUUACUAAUAAAAAUAUGAAUAAUUUAUAUUCAAUGACUGAAAAUGAAUGGAAUGAAUAUCGUAAUCGAAAAUUUUAUAUUUAUUGUGGUAUAACAAUAUUACUAUUAUUAUUAACUUUCUUAUGUACAUUUACAUUGAAAUUAAUGUGUUUAAAUGCUGGACGAGUACUUCAUAAUAAAAUGUUUCAACGAAUAAUUCGUUGUCCAAUUUUAUUUUUUGAUAUGAAUCCAAUUGGUCGAAUAUUAAAUCAUUUUACAAGAGAUGUUGCUAUGAUGGACACUGAUCUAUCAAGAGAUGUUCCAUUAUUUUUACAAUGUUUGUCUUCAGUUGUGGGAGUACUUGCCUUAGUUGGAUUAAUUAAUGCUUGGUCAUUUAUUUCAGGUGUAAUAGGAAUUAUUGGAUUGUUAGUUAUACGUUAUCGUUUUGCUCGAUGUUUUCGUGAUUUAAAACGAAUUGAAGGUAUAACACGAAGUCCUGUUUAUUCAUAUUUAUCAUCAACUAUUCAUGGAUUAAAAGUUAUUCGAUCUCAUUAUGCUGAAAAAAUGUGUUCGAAAGAAUUCCUUUCUUAUUUUGAUGAUAAUACUCGAGCUAAUUUUUUUAUUGCAAUAACUGAAAGAUGGGCAGCUUUACGUUUUGAAUGGAUAACAUUAAUAUUUCUUGGUCUUGUUACAUCAUUUGCUAUACUUGUACGGCUUUAUCACAAAGAAUUUUCAACUGCUGCUAUUGCUCUUAUGCUUUCUUAUAGUUUUAGUUUAAUGGGACUUCUUCAAUGGACAAUUAGACUAUCAGUAAGAACUGAAACUGAAAUGACAGCUGUUGAACGAGUAUUAGAAUAUUGUUCACUUGAUCAAGAACCAGCUGCUCAAGUUCUAACUAAAUAUCGUCCACCAAAUAAUUGGCCAUUACAAGGUCAAAUUGUAUUUGAUAAUGUUUCUUUGAAAUAUUCAAAUGAUGAAUAUUCACCAUUAGCUUUACGUAAUAUAACAUUAACGAUUGAAGGUGGUGAAAAAAUAGGUAUUGUCGGAAGAACUGGUGCAGGAAAAAGUUCUUUUAUUCAAACACUUUUUCGUAUGGGAAUACUUGUUAAUGGUCAAAUUGAAAUUGAUAAUAUAAAUAUAACAACAAUUGGAUUAGAUGAUCUUCGAAGUCGUAUUUCAAUAAUUCCACAAGAUCCAAUUCUUUUUUCAGGUACAAUUCGAUAUAAUCUUGAUCAAUUUAAUAAUUAUUCUGAUGAUCAAAUAUGGAAUGCAUUAGAAGAAGUACAAUUAAAAACUUUAGUUAAUAAUUUAAUGUCAGAUGGACUUGAUUCAUUAAUUACUGAAAAUGGUUCUAAUUUAAGUAUUGGUCAAAAACAAUUAAUAUGUUUAGCAAGAGCAAUAUUAAAAAAAAGUAAAAUUCUUGUUAUUGAUGAAGCAACAGCAAAUGUUGAUAAUGCUACGGAUGAAUUGAUACAACAAGUUAUUCGAAAUAAAUUCAAAGAAUGUACAGUAUUAACAAUAGCACAUCGUUUAAGGACUGUAAUUGAUAAUGAUCGAAUCAUGGUAAUAAAUAAUGGAGAAUUAGUUGAAUUGGAUACACCAUUUGCUUUAUUAUCAAAUUCAAAUAGUUAUUUUAGUUCAUUAGCAGAACAAGCCGGUCAAGCUGAAGCUGAAUAUCUUCGAACAUUAGUAAAUCGUAUGGAUAGAAAAAAAGAAUCAAUAAAACAAAAACAAAUUGAUAAUGAUGACGAUAAAUUAACAUCAGCAGUAAACGAAAAUGAUCCUCUCUUAGUAUAA